Molecule: messenger RNA, 1841 nt
Organism: Capsicum annuum
Lineage: Eukaryota; Viridiplantae; Streptophyta; Magnoliopsida; Solanales; Solanaceae
Exons: 4
Coding region: 319-1827 (502 amino acids)
Source: RefSeq, a predicted model, not a curated record
AAAUUAGUGUGGUAAAUUUUUUAUGGAAGUUUUUUGUCAAGUCUAAUGGAUAGAGUUAGAUAAAUAUUUUACCUGAUCUUGCUAGUAAAAAUACCUGAUUAUAUAAAAAUAAAACUAUAUCCGUUAAUGUAUAUUAAUUUCCUUAAUUAGACGGUGAAAUUCUGAUUUCUCACUAUUACAAUGUGAAUCUAUAAAGGACUCUUUAACAUUUAUAAAAUCUAAUUUGGAUAAAACACCUAAAGUUUUGUUCAUAUCCUAACACACUAACAAUCUUAUAUAAAGGGGUUAGAAUUUUUUAUUUUAACAAUUGUAAGUGUCAUGAAGAUGUUAAACAACAACAUGACUUCUUCAUAUUUGAGAUUUAGGGUGUUUUUUCAAAUAAUUUUAGUAAUAUAUUUAGGUUCAUUAUUAUCAUGUAAUAGUGAGAAAUCAGCAAUUGGAGAUCCAGGAAUGAAAAGGGAUAAUUUAAGAGUAGCAAUAGAGGCAUGGAAUCAAUGCAAUGAAGUUUAUGAAGAAGCUCCUAAUAUGGGAAGUCCUAGACAUGCUGAUUGUUUUGAUCUCCAAAAAUCUAAUCAUAGGACAAAGCUGGUUCACUUGGUGAAUGAGCUUGAUAACAAGCUGAGCAUAAAUGAUGCCAAAAGCUUAGGACAAGAGAACCUGAAUGUGGAUACAUAUGCAGCCUGGAAAGAGUUGUUCUUAGGAUACAAAUGCCAAGUUCAAGAUGAACCAAAUCCAUGGAACUUUUGGAUGAUCAUGCUCAAGAGUGGCAACAUGGACAGUACAGCUGCUAUUUGUCCCAAAAAUGGCAAACCAUCUCAACCAUUCCCGCAAGAUUCGCGAUUUCCAUGUUUUGGAAAAGGUUGCAUGAACAUGCCUAGAAUAUACCAUGAUUAUAGCACAUUACAUAGCCACAAAGAACAUCCAAAGAUGAGUAAAUUGAAGGGUGGUUUUCAUGGGACUUGGGAUUUGGAUGCUGAUAUGAGUAAGGCAAAGACUCAGAAUGAUACCUCAUUUUUCUCUGUCACUUGGCAUAAGACUCUUGGAAAAGGAAGUUGGAAAUUUCAUCAUGUGUUGAAGACUUCAACAAAGUACCCUUGGUUGAUGCUUUACUUGAGGUCUGAUGCAACUACUGGAGUUUCUGGUGGAUAUCAUUAUGAAACAAGAGGCAUGUCAAAAAUGGUCCCAAAGUCACCAAAUUUCAAAGUGAGGUUCACACUGGAUGUGAGGAAAGGUGGUGGUCCAAACAGCCAAUUCUAUCUAAUGGACAUAGGUAGCUGCUGGAAGAACAAUGGUCAGCCUUGUGAUGGAGAUGUCACCACAGACGUAACGCGUUACAGUGAGAUGAUCAUAAAUCCUGAUACUGAGUCAUGGUGCAACCCAAAAGGGAAUUUGAAGCUGUGUCCACCUUACCAUACUUUUGCAAAUGGAACUCGUGUUCAUCGGACUGAUGAGGCGAGAUUUCCCUAUGAUGCUUAUCAUUUGCAUUGCGCCCCGGGCAAUGCAAAGUAUCUUGAGGAACCAUUCACUAUCUGUGAUGAAUAUAGCAACCCUCAAGCUCAAGAAAUACUGCAGAUCUUGCCUCACCCUGUUUGGGGUGAAUAUGGAUAUCCAACUAAGAAAGGGGAGGGAUGGAUAAGUGAUCCAAGAACCUGGGAACUUGAUGUUGGUAGACUCUCAGAGUCACUUUACUUCUAUCAGGAUCCAGGCAGUAAACCAGUUGAGAGGCAUUGGCCAUCUAUUGAUCUGGGAACUGAGAUAUAUGUUAGCAGCAAUCAACUUGCUGAGUGGGUCGUUAGCGAUUUUGAUAUCAUAGUUACAGAUGAAUAGUUUCACUUUUUUAU